Aphis gossypii (cotton aphid) is the source of this 2156-nucleotide messenger RNA. RefSeq names its product probable cytochrome P450 6a14. The record is from RefSeq and is a predicted model, not a curated record. Bases 394 to 1932 code for a protein of 512 amino acids. Gene Ontology annotation, molecular function: oxidoreductase activity, acting on paired donors, with incorporation or reduction of molecular oxygen; monooxygenase activity; iron ion binding. NCBI's taxonomy places the organism in Eukaryota, Metazoa, Arthropoda, Insecta, Hemiptera, Aphididae. The transcript has 7 exons.
ACUGUCGUCGUUCGGAUGGUCUAUACGGUGCGCAGUUCUCCGACGACCGACGCUACGUUUCGAGCUCAUCAGCAGUCGUUAUAAUAGUAUAAAAUAUACCUAGUCAAAUUCUGUUCAGCCGCACACCAACCACUCGUGUCUUGCAUCAUGGUGUAUAAAAUGCGAGCUCGUGGGUUUUUACCUCCGUAUUAAAAACACAUAAAUAAGUUUAUGAUAAUAUAAUUGUUUUCUCCAAUUUUAAUCGUUGAGUUUAUAACUUACACAUGUUUUAUAACAUACUACUACAGUGAUCAACGGCAAAAUCCAAAGACGACUGCUACCGCAUAAUUACUGCUCAAAAUCCAACGCAAUUUGGACAUAGAUACCAACGUACGACAUCGAAUUAAGUACAUCAUGUUUCCAGCGGCCGUCAUAAUCGUAUUAUGUUGUAUAGUAGUGGUACUACUCCUUUAUAGCUAUUCGACAUCCACGUACAAAUAUUGGAAGACGAAGUCGGUGAUUUUUGCCACACCCGUACCACUAUUCGGAAAUAUUAAAGACCAAGUGACGCUAAAAAUGACCCAGGGCGAGUGCUUGAAAAAUAUUUACAAUGAUUUUCCUCGUGAAAAGUAUGUGGGUAUAUACCAGUUACAAACGCCGACAUUAUUGCUCCGUGACCCAGAAAUCAUUCGGUCGUUUUUGGUGAAGAACUUCACACAUUUCACGGACAGAGGAUUCUCGUACGACGGUCACAGAGAACCGUUGACUAAACAUCUUGUCAAUUUAGAGGGUGACACGUGGAAAACUCUACGACAAAAGCUCAGCCCUACGUUCAGCUCUGGUAAAAUUAAAAAUAUGUUAGGAAUGUUACAAGGAUGUGGAGUGCAACUUAUUGAAUACAUGGAAGCAACCAUCAAUUCUGGAAAGACGGAAUUCGAAAUUCGUGAUCUAACAGCCAAAUUCACUACGGACGUGAUUGGCACAUGCGCGUUUGGACUGGAAUGCAAUUCACUGAAAGACUCGCAAUCCGAAUUCAGAAGGAUGGGAUGUGCGGUGCUCAAUUCUUCUCCGUCUUUAGCAUUGGCUAAAAUAGUCCGAGUAUUCUUCCCAAAACUUUUCAAGGCGUUGAAACUCCGUACGUUCCCAGCCGAAGUACAACAAUUUUUCUUGGGCAUCGUAAAGCAGACAAUUGACUUCCGAAACACUAACCAAGUGCGCCGGAAUGACUUUAUACAGCUGUUGCUUGAAAUUAAAGAUCAAAAUCAACAUCAAGAAAACGCGAUUGGUUCAAUUAAACUGACUGAAGAGCUGAUCGCCGCUCAAGUAUUCGUGUUUUUCUUGGCCGGCUUCGAGACGUCCUCCACGACACUGAGUUUUUGCUUGCACGAGAUGGCCGUCAACCAAGACAUACAAAACAGAGUAUACGAAGAAAUAAACGAGACAGCCGAAAAGUAUGGACUGCCCUUCUCUUAUGAAGCAAUCGCGUCGAUGAACUACUUAGAACAAUGUCUGAAAGAAACGAUGAGAAAAUAUCCACCUGUACAGGCGUUGGUCCGAGUGUGCACCAAACAGUUCCGGGUUCCCGGCACAGAAUUAGACCUGGAUGUGGGCACGGCCGUACUAAUACCAGUGUACGCGAUACAUCACGAUCCACAGUACUAUCCGGAACCAGACACGUUCAAUCCGGAUCGGUUCGCCAAAGACUGCAACGGAGGCGGUGGAGACAACGGGAGACCCGCUGGAGUUUAUCUACCGUUCGGCGAUGGCCCGCGCAUAUGCAUAGGUAUGCGAUUUGCCAUGUUAGAAAUGAAACUGGCAUUGGCUCAGUUCUUGCAUAGCUACCUGGUGACGUUGAGCGACAAAUCCUGUGCGCGCAUCGAAUUCGAACCUGCGUCAUUCCUGUCAUGCCCGAAAGGCGGCAUAUGGUUGAACGUCAAUAAACGAACACAUUGAGACCGCACCGCAUUGACCGAGAUUUUUAUAUUAGAUACCUAGAUGUCAUUUGAUUACGUGUAAUUUUAAAUAAACCUAUUAUAUAAUAAAUUAUAUAUUUUAAACUUUAACUUUAUUUUGUACAAUUUUUAUACAUAUAUAAUACAAUAUAUUUAUAUAUUGAUAAUUAAUAUAUUAUUUUUUAUUACCUAUUAAUAAUAAAAUAUAAUAAUAUUAUCAAGUUA